Thamnophis sirtalis is the source of this 1539-nucleotide messenger RNA. The record is from RefSeq and is a predicted model, not a curated record. NCBI's taxonomy places the organism in Eukaryota, Metazoa, Chordata, Lepidosauria, Squamata, Natricidae.
ACUUUUUCCACUUCGUGCUUGCCAUGUAUGACCGUCACGGACAGCCAGUGGAGAUCGAGAGGACGUCUUUCAUCGACUUUGUGGAAAAGGACAGAGCCUUCGGACCGAGCAAGAUCUCUACGUGCGGCUCAUUGACUCCAUGUCCAAGCAGGCCAUCAUCUAUGAAGGUCAGGAUAAGAACCCCGAGAUGUGCCGCGUGUUGUUAACUCACGAGAUCAUGUGCAGCCGCUGCUGUGACAAGAAAAGUUGUGGAAACCGCAACGAGACCCCUUCCGACCCGGUCAUCAUUGACAGCAGCCACCCCCUGCAUCAAAGCCAUCAGCCCCAGUGAAGGCUGGACGACGGGAGGGGCCACCGUGAUUGUGAUCGGGGACAAUUUCUUCGAUGGGCUUCAGGUGGUCUUCGGUACCAUGCUGGUCUGGAGUGAGGAAGUCCUGCUGAAAAGAGCAGCCGAUCUGGUGGAGGCUUUGUAUGGGAUGCCCCACAAUAACCAAGACAUCAUCUUGAAACGGGCAGCCGAUAUCGCCGAAGCCUUGUACAGCGUCCCACGCAACCCUAACCAGCUGACGUCCCUGGCCGGGAACCAUGGGCACUCGGGCAUGAUGGGCGUCAACUCCUUUGGGAGCCAGCUGGCCAUCAACAUCAGCGAGUCCACUCAGGGCUCGGAACAAGGAUACCCGCGCAGCGCAAGCAGCGUCUCGCCCCGGAGCUACAUGCCCAGCUCCACCCCGCAGCAGAGUAACUACAACACCAUCACAUCUAGCAUGAACGGUUACGCAGGCGCCACCAUGACUGGUCUUGGGGUUCCAGGCUCGCCCAGUUUCCUCAACGGCUCCACUGCCAACUCCCCCUAUGCCAUCAUGCCAUCGAGCCCACCCCUGGGGGCUUCCUCCACCCCCGCCGGUGUCUUCUCCUUCUCCCCGGUCAACAUGAUCUCGGCCGUCAAGCAGAAAAGCGCCUUUGCCCCCGUUGUCCGGCCCCAGGCCUCCCCGCCCCCCAAUUGCACCAGCGCCAACGGGACCGGCCUGCAAGGCCUGUCGGGGCUGAUUGUCCCACCCAUGUGAAUCGGGGAUGGGAGGAAGACAACGCACACUGACCGGCACUUGGACUUUUGAGACCCUCCAAUGGAUGCCUGGGUGCGGGGCGCAAGACCUGGCUUCCGAAUUCUCCUCUUCCCCGGUGACUGCCACGUUAUUGGUUGGACCCGUCAUCCCACGAGACCCCCCCCCUCUCUUCGGUCCAGGCCGCAUCGGGGCUGAAGGAGGGUGGCCGAGGCCUUGGAGAGCUACAACUCUGGAUUUGGGGAGGGGGCUCCUUCCUUAAAGAGGAGCAGGGAGGAGAGAGACCUUGCAAAGGGAUAAGAGCCCCACCGUCUUCCAUGAAGGGGUCCUUUGGCCAUCCCGUCUCCCUCUGGUGGAAGGAUCACAAAGAGACCGAGGGAGACCCUCGCCCAGGCAGGGACCCUCACUCAGGGAGACUUGCUCAUGGCCAAGAGGGGGGGGGUUCCCAUUCCCAGCAGGUUUGCUUUACUUAAAAGCU